Messenger RNA from Acanthosepion pharaonis, 522 nucleotides. The record is from the annotation of a GenBank genome assembly. NCBI's taxonomy places the organism in Eukaryota, Metazoa, Mollusca, Cephalopoda, Sepiida, Sepiidae.
AUGUGGGAGAAUUUGAAGAAGGCCGCUGUUGAUAUGGUCAACGGAUUGGAUUCUAUUCCUGAGUCUCUGAAGAAAUUCCUUGAUGACUUGACACGUGAUAUCGAAGAGAUGGAAAAUCAUGGUGUAUUCGAUAUUUACCUGGAUGAACUCUUUGAUCACAUCACUGACAAAGUUGCUUACAAGUGUGGAUCUAUCUAUCUAUCUAUCUAUCUAUCUAUCUAUCUAUCUAUCUAUCUAUGUUUGUCUGUGUUUUUUUCUAUCUAUCUAUCUAUCUAUCUAUCUAUCUAUCUAUCUAUCUAUCUGGUCAUCUCUUUCUCUCUGUCUCUCUCCCCAUCCGAAUCUAUCUAUCUAUCUAUCUAUCUAUCUAUCUAUCUAUCUAUCUAUCUAUCUAUCUAUCUAUCUAUCUAUCUAUCUUUAUUGCUAACUGGUGUAAAUCUAUAUCGAUUCACGUAUUUCUCUGUUUGUCUGUAUCUCUGUUUUUCCCUAUCUACUUCGAAAUAUCAUCUUAAUCUUUCGAUAUAA